This is a messenger RNA of Tetrahymena thermophila SB210, 2625 nucleotides long. Its product is annotated as DNA repair helicase (rad3). Gene Ontology annotation, cellular component: nucleus. The transcript has 5 exons. The record is from RefSeq and is a predicted model, not a curated record. Gene Ontology annotation, molecular function: hydrolase activity, acting on acid anhydrides, in phosphorus-containing anhydrides; ATP binding; DNA helicase activity. Lineage: Eukaryota; Ciliophora; Oligohymenophorea; Hymenostomatida; Tetrahymenidae. Gene Ontology annotation, biological process: establishment of sister chromatid cohesion; nucleobase-containing compound metabolic process.
AUGAACAAUAGAAGCACAAAUAAUGAUUUAAAAGACAAAAUUAAAUAAAGCUUUCCUUACAAUCCUUACGAUAUUUAAUUAGAGUUUAGUUUGAACUUGUAUGAGUCUUUGAAUGUGAAGAAGCUUUGUAUAUUUGAAAGUCCUACUGGUACAGGUAAGAGUUUGAGCUUAAUUUGUGGCGCGUUUAAUUGGUUUAAAGAUAACUAAGAAAACUACGAUUUGAUUAAAGGUUUCAAAGAAAGGAGAGACAAAAUUUUAUUAGGAGAAGUCAAUAUAGAUAGUAAAAAAGAAGAAUCAAAUAGCUUGCCUGCAUGGCUAACGAAUAUAAAUGAUAUUAAUAGAAGUAUUUUUUACGAAAAAAUUUAAAUAUAAAAAAAUAAAUUAGCUUAAAAAGCAAAAUCUCUUAAGGAAUUUUAGAUGUUCAGAAAAGAAAAAAUGAAAAUAAGAUAUGAAGAGUACAAAAAAAAUAUUAUCAAAUAAUAAAAGAACAAUGAAUAAGAUAAAAAAGAGCAUUAAGAUGAAGAUGAGUAAUACUAUGUGAACUGGAAAGAAGAAUAGGGAGGUGAUGCAGAAAUAGAUAUUGAAUCCAUGAUCGAAGAUUACAAGAAAUCUAAAAGUCAAAUUAGAUAAAACAAUGAAUAAGAUGAAAAUGAUAAUGAAAACACUACUAUAAAAAUAAUUUAUGCUAGUAGAACUCAUAGUUAGAUAAAAUAAUUUGUAUAAGAAAUAUUGAAAACGAAAUUUAAAGAUAUGAGAGUUAUAACUUUAGGAAGUAGAUAAAAUCUUUGCUUGAAAUUUGAUGAAUAAUCUAAACAAUCUUUACAAUAAAUAGAUGAUUAUUGCUAAAAAGCAAUAGGAAUUAAUAAGACUGAUAAGUCAGUUCCUCGUUGUGAGUACUUCACUAAUUUAAAAUUAUUGCAAGAUGAUAUUGAUUAUUUGUUUUUACAUAAUAUUCACACUUUGGAUUAAAUGAGAUCUGAAUCUCUCAACAAUCAAGUGUGUCCUUACUAUUUAUCUAAAAGAAGUGUUAUUGAUGCUGAAGUAAUUUGCGUUCCUUAUGUAACGUUGCUAGAUGAAAACAUGAGAAUAAAUUCUAAUAUUGAUAUAACAAAUUCUAUCAUUUUAUUUGAUGAAUCACACAAUAUUCUAGAAAGUUUAAGUGGGAUUAAUUCUGUAGAAGUUACAUAUAAAAGAAUUUUCUAGGCAUUUGUUUAGCUAUUAACUUAUUAUGAUAAGUUUUGCAGGAGACUUAACCCUAAGAAUGCCUUAUUUAUAUAAAAUAUUAAAAACUUGUGUUUAGACCUGCUUAAAUUCAUCAAAGCAGAAAUAGAUUUAAAUGCUUCAAUCAAAUCUGAGCAAGAUUAUGUUAAAAUUAACAACAUUUAGCUACUUCUCAAGCUCAAUAUGGACAGGAUUGAUUUCUUUUAAAUUAAAAAAUUUACUCAAGAGACUAGAUUAGGUUAAAAAAUACACUUUUUUUCUCAAUCUCCUAAAUAUGUUCCAUCAUAAAUACCGCCUUAGGUUAACAAAAGUCUUAAAGACAUAAAUAUUUAAGAAUUAUUAAAGAAUAGCCCAUAUAUGGUUGUAGAAAAUGUUAUGAAUUUUCUUUGGAAAAUGCAAGAUUCUAUAAGCAAGAGUGAAAAGUAUUCAAUAAUUAUAAAAAAUAUUUCUAAAAUUGAAGAAUCUUCUAUUUAGCUGAUGUGCUUAGAUGUUAUAGAACCUUUGUAUAAAGUUAUUCAGGAAAGUGCUUGUGUAGUUUUAGCUGGAGGAACCAUGGAACCUUUAAGUGAAUUUGAAUUACUAAUCAAUUAAGUUGGAAAGAAUAACUUUAAACACUUCUCAUGUGGUCACAUAAUUGAUGAAGAAAAUUGUUCUGUAUUUUGUGUAAGCACUUUAGUUGAACAGUCUGAUAAACCACUGAUUUUCAAUUACCAAAAUAAAAAAGAUGAUUAAUUAUUUUAAAACUCAAUAGAUAUUAUUCAUUAAUUAGCUCAAACAAUUCCUGACGGUCUAGUUAUUUUUGUAUAAAGCUAUACGUUUCUAGAGAAACUAAAGAGCAUCCUCUUAGAAAACUAAAAUUUACUUUAAUAAAUCUAAUAAUAUAAAAAAAUAUAUAUGGACGAUAAAGAUAAUUCAAACAACACAAUACUCGAAAAAUACUAAAAAGAAAUAAAUAAAGAAAAAGAAAUUGGAAGCAAAAAGAAUGGCGCAAUUUUAAUCUCUGUAAUAGGUGGGAGACUAAGUGAAGGGAUAAAUUUUAGUGAUUAACUUGCAAGGUGCGUUGUAGUAUUUGGAAUGCCCUAUUCAAAUAUUAAAAGUGCCGAAUUAAUAGAAAAAAUGAAUCACUAUGAUUCCAUAUCAAAAAAAAAUAACUUUAGCUUUAGUGGAAAUGAUUAUUAUGAAAAUUUGUGUAUGAAAUCUGUGAACUAAGCAAUUGGCAGGUCUAUAAGACACAAAGAUGAUUAUUCAGUUAUACUCUUAAUUGAUUAGAGAUUUUCUCAAGAAAAAAAUAUCAAUAGAUUAUCAAGUUGGAUUAAAAAAAGAGUAAAGCCAGCUCAUUCUUUUGAAAGUACCAAAAAAAAUAUUAAAAUUUUUUUCGAAAAAAAACAACAACAUAAGAUUUGA